This is a messenger RNA of Spirodela intermedia, 617 nucleotides long. The record is from the annotation of a GenBank genome assembly. NCBI's taxonomy places the organism in Eukaryota, Viridiplantae, Streptophyta, Magnoliopsida, Alismatales, Araceae.
AUGUUUCUAGUGGCUUGGAUCAUCUCUAUCAUCUUUACCAUUAUCGGGCCAGGCGGCUUAGCUUGUGAUGCGGGAAGUAUUGUCACAACGGCUCUGGUGGUGCUUGUGGCGCUGGUUGUGGUUGUGGCGGCCGAAGUUUUGCCAGUGGUGCUGGCGACGAUGGCGGUGGCGGUGGUGGCACUGGCUCUGCUGUGGUUGGUGGCGGCAGCGAUGCGACUGUGAGGCACUGGCAGUGCCGGCAACAGGGGCUGCGGCGGUUGAUGGUUUACCGAUGGCGGUGGCGGUGGUGGCGCUGGCUCUGCUGUGGUUGGUGGCGGCAGCGAUGCGACCGUGAGGCACUGGCAGCGCCGGCAACAGGGGCUGCGGCGGUCUAUGGUUUACCGAUGGCUUACGGGGUGGAGAUGGCAAUCUUUCGUUCUUAUAUUGAAUACAGAGCGGCGGCCCACAUGGGCUCACUCGCCGCCGCCGCCGGCAGCUAUGGGGUCUACCGCUUGACAAGGGCCCCUCUGUACACUACGAUCACCGGUUUAUACGAAAGAUUUCUUUUACUACCUGAGUUCAUCUUCGUCCGAGUUCUCAAAAGAGUUGGUUCAUUCAAGCCCGCGCAGAAGGGGUAG